AAGUUCAAAGGAUCAGAUAUGUGAUUCGAGAUUUGAAAGGGAAAAGCGAAGAGUAAGGCGAGAUACACGAACAAUCGUUCGACGCAUACGGAGCGACAGCAUACGAAUACUGAGAUAUCAUUUACCCUUCGUGAAGAUUCAGGUUCAGCCUCAUCUUGAAGUCAAGGAGCUUGAUAAUCGCCAAGAUUAAUUAUGGCAUUCGCAAUUCCUCCAAGCACCUGGGAGAAUGGGUUCAAACAACCGGCGACAGGUCAACCAUGGGUCUUCGAUCAUACCCAAGAGGAUGGUGUUGAGAAUGAUCCGAAUGCAUAUGUGACGCCACCAUCAACAGAGCUUGUGACUUCAGACGCUCACAACGACAUCGGCAUCAAUGUUAUUCGAACAUGGCCCUCAAUCUACGAUGGAACGAACAGUCCACACGGAGCACCUGCCUGGUGGAACCCAUCUGGCAAAGUAGAUGUUUUGAUCAGCGGAGCGGGUCCAAGCGGAUUGGCUGUGGCAGCUAGCCUAGCAAGACAGGGAGUCUCUUUUCGUAUUAUUGAUAAAUCGGAUGCGCCUCUGGCGGCAGGACGGGCUGAUGGUGUUCAACCGCGGUUCUUGGAAACGAUUGCGUCAUGGGGCCUUGCGUCCGAGGUCCAGGAGGAAGGUCCCUUAAUUGAGAGGACUGCGAUAUACAAAGAUGGGGAGAAGUUGUUUUUCAACCGCUCACAUCAGUCCGACUCCCGUUACCGUGGGCUACACGUCAUCACCCAGGGACAAAUCGAGCGUAUUUAUAUUCGUGACCUGGCUCGCCACAAAGCUAUAGUGGAGCGCAGUUGUACCCUAGGUGAUUACACGGUUUGUCAGGACCGCGAUACUACAUAUCCGAUACGGGCUACAAUCAAGAAUGAACGUACAGGUGGGGUGCAAAGCGUGCAGGCCAAGUUCCUCGUGGGCUCCGAUGGUGCCGCGAGUUCGGUUCGUAAGGGAUUGAAUAUCCCCUUCGAUGGUGUUAGCACAGACAUCUAUUGGGGUAUUAUGGACUGUAUAUAUAUCAGUGACUAUCCGCACGCUUGGGUUUUUGGGAGCGUGAUCAGUUCGAAGCAUGGUGGCUGUGUGAUUAUUCCGAGAGAAGAUGGGUACAUCAGACUCUAUACGCAACUAGACAUAUCAAUGGCAGGCCCCCUCGCAGUGUCGAGGCAGGCGAAAGACCCAACAUUUAACGAGUCGGGUGGCAAGAUUGACGUGCACUCUAUCACACCCGAAGAGGUGCUCGAACAAGCGAACAGAAUCUUCUCACCCUACAAGCUCGAGUUUGGGGCUCCUUUGAGUUGGUUUGCAAUUUGGAAGAUCUCGGAGAGAGUGGCUCGGUCCUACUCCUCGCCAGAUAACCGCGUUCAUCUUGUUGGUGAUGCAGCUCAUGUCCACAGUGUCAUGGGCGCCUUUGGUCUCAACGCCUCUAUUCUAGAUGCCGCGAAUCUAGCAUGGAAAGUUGGUCUCGCUGCUAAGGGCAAAGCGAAACUAGAUGCCCUGUUGCCUACGUAUAAUGGUGAAAGACGGCAGCACGCUGUUAGGAUCAUUGAGGUGUCUGGCACUUACUUGCGCUUCAUCUGCGGCUCUGACCUCAAUGUCCCCGAUCUUCGAAACAUUGGACAGCUCGACGAGCUUGCUAGCAAUGUCGGGAAUGCCGCUCUAACAAACGGACACGUGAAGAACGGCGAUGAGGUGAAUACUAAUCACCAGGGUCAAGGGGUGAACAGCAAUUUCUACAAGGACAAUAAGCCUGCCACCAGGCUUAGUCAGGACAAGCCGAAGGAAGCCCAAAAAGAGGCGGAUCUAGACUUCCUAGCCAGUUUCUUCAAGACGAACGGCCAGUUCCUGCUCGGUGUGGACUGUCCAUAUGGUCCUUCGAUCAUACGGCCGGAGAUCAGUGAUUCUAUCAGACGCCCACUCAGCGUGAAACCGGGAGUGCGUGCUCCCAACCCGCGCAUCUGCUGUGAAACAGGAGAGACUGGGUACCUAUACGACAAGCUAAGAGGAGCCGCUCUGUUCCACAUCGUCAUAUUUGGAUCUUCUCUCAGUGGAAAGCAGAUAUUGAGCAAGUUGCGCGUGUUCGUCAAUGGCCUCCGCGACCCCAAAGGCUUCUACCGGCGGUAUGGCGGCGCAGACAUCUUUAACGUCGUACUUGUCACCAAGCUGCUGCCCUUCCAGCUGCAAACCUUGCCGCCUUUGGCUUCAGAGCUCGUGGGAACUCUACGCAGUGAGGCCAAGGCGCAAGUGCUAUUCGACGACAGGGCGCCAGAUGAAGAUGCUCAUACAACAUGGGGAGCAAGCCAUGCAAGCGGUGGGGUAGCAGUUAUUAGACCCGAUCUGUGGGUUGGCAUGACUGCGUUCCCGGAUGAGACGGAGGACAUCAAGAAUUAUUUCUCGGGGUUUCUUGUAUAGUAGCUGAUGCCGUAGUUGAAUCUUAUGUACAAGUUCAUUGUCCAUCUCUAAACAAGACGCUCAUACUGGCACUGAAGUGAACGAGCGGAUUUAAGGCGCGCCCGCGGCCUCCAUCUCAGUAUGCUACGAUUGACUAGAAUAUUGAGUAGUCAAAGAGGACGAAAUAUUUGGAACGGAAUUUGAACGCAAAUUGGCC
Messenger RNA from Xylaria bambusicola, 2620 nucleotides. Its product is annotated as FAD binding domain-containing protein. NCBI's taxonomy places the organism in Eukaryota, Fungi, Ascomycota, Sordariomycetes, Xylariales, Xylariaceae. The coding region runs from base 193 to 2424 and encodes 743 amino acids. Gene Ontology annotation, molecular function: FAD binding. The transcript has 7 exons. The record is from RefSeq and is a predicted model, not a curated record.